GAGUGGGGAAUUUUUCCAUGUGUUUGUGUCAAGAGUGUCUUUUUGCAUCAUGUGGGUGUGAAAACGCUCGUGUACGUUAUAAUGUGUGUAGAUUAUUUUCGCUUAUACCGGCGUCCGCAAUCUCAGAAGUAGCUCUCGCGUUGACAGGUUUCGAACACUCGUCCGAAACACGAGGAAACUUUAAUUUCUCAAAAAAAAAAAAAAUAAUAGUGCUUUUUCAAUUAUUUUUCAAUUUAGUUUAUAUAAUUUUACAUUCAAUUCGCAAAAAAAAAUUUCAAGUUACAAAAAAACUCUCCCAAAGUGACAAAAAAUCAACUAUAUAAACCAAACAAAAUAUAAUUUUUCUAAAUCGCGAUUAUUAAAUUUCAAGUGAAUAAAAGGCAAUAAGUGAUUAAAAAAGAAAUUUUAAUGAAAUCGAUUUCCAAUAAAUUUUAAUUUAAUAUAUUUAAAAAAAAAAAAAACGAUAAGAAGAAAAUUUUAAUAAAUAACAAAUCUGCGACAUCGUGGUAUGAACUUGAAAGAAUAAUAAUCUUACGUAAUAAAAACAUAUCGUGCAAUAAAUUGUUUUCUUUAUUUAUGUGAAGAAAAUGGCGUAUAUUUUUAUUUAAAUAAUCAGUGAAGCAUUCCAAAAGUUAUUAAAUUCUACGUUUUUAUAUACUUGUUUGUUCGGAGCUGUACAAAAACAUUAUCAUCAUCAAAAGUCAAUAGACUAGAAGUUAAUGAAUGAAUGAAUGAAUAUUUAUUUAAAAAAAAAAACAAUUGGUGUCAAAGUGUGAUUUUAUUACAAUUGAUCAUGGAGUAUAUAUUGUAUCACGAAAUAAUCGAACCGGAAAAUGUGAUUGAGUAUUCAGGAAUACGAAACUUCAGGAAUACAAAAGGCAAUUACGAGGUCAAGAACACGGAGGCAUUUUUAUGAAUCUAUAAAGAUUAUCAUUUCAAUACAAGUUGCAAUAAAAACAAAAAAAAAAUAUAUCAUCAGACAAAAUUGAUUAAGAGAAAUUUUACACUUUGAAUCGCAAUUAUCUUCUUGCUAAAGAUAAGGAUAUCGUCUGAAUGAUUAAAACGGAAGUUUUCUCCGAAGUUGAUAACUUAUUGGUCAUAUGGAAUAUUUUAAAGAUUUGCAAUAUUUAGCCAAUGGAUUGAGGAUAUAGAAUAUUUUUUUUUCAUUUUUAAAGCCAUAAAACAGUGAUUAAUAUUUAAUAAUUAAUCAUUGAUAUAUAUAUAUAUUAAUGAUUAAUAUUGAUUGAUUAUUGUUGAUUAAUUGAAUAUUAAUAAGCGAUAUUUCAUGUUUAUUUUAAUAUUAGAAAGAAAUAUUUAAUUAUUUGAAUACUAGGAAAGAAUUAUUAAUUAUUCAAAUACAAGGAAAUGAUAAUUACUCGAAUGCACGGAAAUAAUAUAUGAAUACUUUAAGAAAUAAUAAUAUUAAUGUUUAACAUUAAUAUUUAAUAGUGAUACUAUAAUAGUGAUAUUUAAUAUUUAUAUUCAAUAUUAAAAUACCAAUAUUUGAAUAAUUGCAAUUUGAUUACAUAUCAAAUGCAAUUUUAAGCUAAGACUAUAAUUUAUUCUAAUAAAUUUGCGUUACUCGAGUACCUCAGAAUUUCUUUUCAAGUUCCUAUAAUUAUUGAAUUGAUAAUUAUACCAAAGUAUAUAAUUUAUAAUUAGUAGAUAUAAUAAUAAAAAAAAAAAAAUUUUGCAAAGAAUUUUAAAAACCAAAAUAGACAAAAAAAUUGAUUAUUGAUGCAAAGAAAGAUCAAUUAAAUCAAAGCGAAAAAUGUUAUUUCCUCGAAAUUGAGAAAUAAUAAUAAAAAAAAAAAAAAUUGGUAAAGUUCGCGCGCAGAUGAAAGAGUUUUAAUAGGAGUAGGGAGAGUAAAAAUAUAUCAGAAAUCAAAUAAAAACGAGCGGAAAUAAAAUGAGUCAGUGAGAUUAGAAUAUAUAGAAAAUUCAAUAAGUUUGCACAGGAGAUGCCGAUUUCGCAAAAAAGAUCCUCGUCAAGCAUUAAUAAAAAAAUAAAUGAAGACGAGGUACAUGAAAAGUCACCAUCACCAUGGAAUGAAUUAUUAGCGAAUUCGACAGUUCCUGCGACAGCAGUUGCCGUCAAAUUGUGCGAAGAUUCACCUGAUGAAACAAUAAAGGAUUCUAAUGAUAAGAAUAAACUUGGAGUGUUCAAUAGCUUUCAAAGAAGAACAUUUAGCAGACUCAGCUUUAAGGGCGAAGGUGGUCCAUUAUUAGCAAAAUACAAACAUGCAAAAUUCAGCUCAAAACGGCUUCGUAAAAGGGUGGUAUUUAAACACGGGGACUGUAAUGUUGUUCAAGGAAAUGUUGCAAAAAGACGAAGGCGCUAUUUACAGGAUAUUUUCACAACAUUGGUAGACGCACAAUGGCGCUGGACUCUUUUGGUAUUUUCUAUGAAUUUUCUACUGUCAUGGCUUGGUUUUGCCCUCGUUUGGUGGCUCAUCGUUUACACUCAUGGUGAUCUCGACCCCAAGAAUUACAAUAAUCCCAACAUCUCUUUCACACCGUGUGUGGUUGAUAUUCAUGGAUUUACUAGUUGUUUUUUAUUUUCCGUCGAAACUCAACAUACAAUCGGAUAUGGUUCAAAACACACGACUGAAGAAUGUCCAGAGGCCAUUUUUAUUAUGUGCAUUCAAUCAAUGACUGGAGUGAUUCUACAAGCUUUUAUGGUGGGCAUUGUUUUUGCUAAAUUGUCAAGACCGAAAAAACGAACGCAAACGUUACUUUUUUCAAGAAAUGCUGUUAUUUGCCAAAGAGAUGGGCAACCCUGUCUUAUGUUUCGAGUUGGUGACAUGAGGAAAAGUCACAUUAUAGAAGCUCACGUCAGAGCACAAAUGAUCAGAAAGAAGGUAACGAGAGAAGGAGAGACACUUCCAUUUUUUCAAACAGAAUUGAAAGUCGGUGGAGAUGGAGAGGAAGAUAAAAUUUUCUUCAUUUGGCCAACGACGAUAGUUCAUAAAAUUGAUGAAAAUUCACCUCUCUAUAGACUCUCAGCAAGUGAUAUGCUUCAUGAGAGAUUUGAAAUUGUCGUAAUGUUAGAAGGUGUGAUUGAGUCAACAGGUAUGACAACUCAAGCAAGAAGUUCCUAUCUUCCGUCAGAAAUUUUGUGGGGCCAUAGAUUUGAAAAUAUAAUUCAUUUUCGAAAAGAAACUGGAGAAUAUGAAGUGAAUUAUACACUUUUCAAUAAUACUUAUGAAGUGGAUACUCCACUUUGUUCAGCACUGCAAUUGGAUCAAGUUAGAGCUCUACAUCAUGCAAAAGGAGAGCACGUCAGCACGGGAACAUUUCCAGCCUAUCGUGAUAAUUCAAGCAGUUCUUUAACUUCCGCUUCCGGAUCAAGUUUGGCAUCUUCCACUGGAGGUUUACAUAUGCAUGCACCUACACCACCUACACCAAUUCCAGUAAUGAUUACUGGCCCUGAUGACUCGCCAUCGAGACGUGAAAGCAUAAACAAUCCAAAUGAUCAAAAGCUUGCGACAUUUUACACUCAUGACGAGACACCAGAACCAGUGAAUUUUGGAAGAAAUUCUUCCUACAUUUCAAAGAAUCAAACAGAACAAGGUGAAGAAAAUUACGAUAAAGUCCUCGAGGAUAUUAAUUCAAGUCUUAGAAAAAAUAGAAGACCAAGUCUUCAUGGAAAGGAGGAGAAAAAAAUUCAACGUGAAGGAUCGAGGGCAACACUAGAGGCUGUGAAAAUUGAUAGUCAUCAUGAAAAUUUGAAGAAUUCAUCAUCAAAUUCAACACUCGAAUUAAAACAGAUAAAAUAUUCAGACUCACCGGAAAGGAUACACGAGCCUUCAAUUUCCCAUCAUCUUCCAAGAAGAUCUAGUCUUAGUGAGAAAAAUAAAAAUAAACAGGAUCUGCAAAAAAGGACAACAUUUGUCCUGCAGGAAGAAGAUCCGUCAAGUAGUGCAGAGCAUCGGAAAAAGGAAAACGCUUUAAGAAUAUCACCACCACCGCCACCGAGAAUACCACCGAGACCAGAAAUUGUAAUAGAUGUUAGGGAAAAUAUUCAUCACACACAAUUCAAUAGCCCUCAGGAGCAGGUUUAAUUAUUAAACGAGUCGUAAGAAUACGUAAGACAAAUUAACAAUGGGACCUGAAAAAAUCAUUGAUAUAAUAUCAAUAAAGAAGACAAGAGCUAAUUCAUUGA
Molecule: messenger RNA, 4165 nt
Organism: Leptopilina boulardi
Lineage: Eukaryota; Metazoa; Arthropoda; Insecta; Hymenoptera; Figitidae
Product: G protein-activated inward rectifier potassium channel 3-like
Exons: 10
Coding region: 1962-4064 (700 amino acids)
Biological process (GO): regulation of monoatomic ion transmembrane transport; potassium ion import across plasma membrane
Cellular component (GO): plasma membrane
Molecular function (GO): inward rectifier potassium channel activity
Source: RefSeq, a predicted model, not a curated record